Molecule: messenger RNA, 3449 nt
Organism: Stomoxys calcitrans (stable fly)
Lineage: Eukaryota; Metazoa; Arthropoda; Insecta; Diptera; Muscidae
Gene: Klp61F
Product: kinesin-like protein Klp61F
Exons: 8
Coding region: 115-3306 (1063 amino acids)
Biological process (GO): mitotic spindle assembly; microtubule-based movement
Cellular component (GO): spindle microtubule; nucleus
Molecular function (GO): plus-end-directed microtubule motor activity; microtubule binding; ATP binding
Source: RefSeq, a predicted model, not a curated record
UUGCUAAGCGCGGCGCUAUAUUUCAAAGGAAGCAAAUUCAGAGAAUAUUUAUUGUGCUAAAAGAAGUGAAUGCUUAGGCAAAGUUAAUUUAAAAAAGUGGUAAAAAUAUUGAAUAUGAAUACGUCAGCACAAAACUCAUCGAGUGUGCAUCCACCACCAAGAAAAACCAAUCAAAACAUACAAGUUUAUGUGCGAGUUAGGCCAUUGAACAAACGUGAACGAUGCAUCCAUUCAACAGAAAUUGUGGAAGUAGUUUCACCCCGAGAAGUUGUGACUCGUCACACACUGGACUCGAAGUUGACAAAAAAGUUUACAUUUGAUCGCACCUUUGGACCAGAAUCGAAACAAGUCGAUGUUUAUGCAUCUGUGGUGGGACCACUCAUAGAGGAGGUUUUGUCUGGCUACAAUUGCACAGUGUUUGCGUAUGGCCAAACGGGUACGGGUAAAACUCAUACCAUGGUGGGCAAUCAAAGUGCCGAACUAAAGUCAUCGUGGGAAGAUGAUUCUGAUAUUGGCAUAAUACCCCGUGCUUUAUGCCAUCUUUUCGAUGAACUGCGUAUGAUGGAAGUGGAAUUUUCUAUGCGUAUCUCAUACCUUGAGUUGUACAACGAAGAACUUUUCGAUUUACUCUCUACCGAUGACAAUACAAAAAUUCGCAUAUUCGAUGACAGCACCAAAAAGGGUUCAGUUAUAAUACAAGGUCUAGAAGAGAUACCCGUGCAUAGCAAGGAUGAUGUAUACAAACUGUUGGAAAAGGGCCAAGAACGAAGACGCACAGCAUCGACAUUAAUGAAUGCUCAGUCAUCGCGCUCUCAUACUGUAUUCUCCAUCUUGGUGCAUAUUAAAGAAAACAACAUGGAUGGUGAGGAAAUGUUGAAAAUUGGCAAAUUGAAUUUGGUCGAUUUGGCCGGCAGUGAAAAUGUAUCAAAGGCUGGAAAUGAAAAAGCUGUUCGUGUUCGAGAAACGGUCAAUAUCAAUCAGUCUUUGUUGACAUUGGGCAGAGUCAUCACGGCAUUAGUGGAAAGGACACCCCAUAUACCGUAUCGUGAGUCGAAGCUGACGCGUCUCCUGCAAGAGUCUCUGGGUGGUCGUACAAAGACAUCUAUUAUUGCCACCAUAUCUCCCGGCCAUAAGGAUAUCGAAGAGACUCUCAGCACCUUGGAAUAUGCUCAUCGUGCUAAAAACAUACAAAACAAGCCAGAAGUUAAUCAGAAACUUACCAAGAAAACUGUUCUCAAAGAAUACACAGAAGAAAUUGACAAACUCAAACGUGAUCUUAUGGCAGCACGUGACAAAAAUGGUGUCUAUUUGGCCACAGAGACAUACAAUGAAAUGACUUUAAAAAUGGAUUCACAAACCCGGGAACUUAACGAAAAAGUACAUUUGCUUAAAGCCCUCAAAGACGAACUAGCAUCAAAGGAGAAAAUUUUCAAUGAAGUUAGCUUGAAUCUGAUAGAGAAAACUGCCGAAUUACAAAAGAAAGAGGAUCGUUUACAAUCUACCAAGGGAGAUUUAAUUAAGACUAAAAAGUUUUUACACACCACCAAACGACGUUAUAAAGAGAAAAAAGUCUUGCUGGAUUCACAUGUCAAGACUGAAGAAGUAUUGAAAAAUCAGGCCACACAAAUAUUGGAAGUAGCCGAUAUGGCCACUAAAGAUACUGAAGCAUUACAUGAAACCAUUGAUCGCCGCAGGAAUGUGGAUGUACAAAUCCAAACUGCUUGUGAACGUUUUUCAGAACGCAUGCAUGAGAAUUUUGAUCAAAUGGAUGAGAACCUUAAACAAUUUGAGGAAAAGCAUAACAACUUCACCCAUAGUAUAGAAAAUGAAUUGGCCAGCAGUUCAAACAUUCAGUAUGCCCUUAUUGACUCUAGCAGGAUGCAACUAAAGUCCCUAGAGGCGUUAUUGGAAACAUAUCAAGGCAAAAUCACUUCCAUCGGGGAGACUUUCAAAACAUCUUUAGCAAAAUCAGAUGAAGAGCAUCACCAAAACGAUGUCAAGUUCCUUGAGGAAUUAAAAGACAGAGAACGAAAACUGAUAGCACAAUUGAAAGAGAGCUUAGAAGCUCUAGAAUCUUCCAAUGAACAACAACAAGUAGCCUUAAGCAGUAUGCGACACACAAUAAAGGAGAAAUUAACUCAAAACAACACAAAUUUACAACAGCACUCAAAGCGCAUACAGAUCGAAAUGGACGCCAUUAAACAGAAAACCUUGGAAAAUUUACAAGAAUUGGGAAAAAUCACUUCAUCUUUGAAUGAGGAACGUGGCCUUAUAGAGGAGGAGCAAAGACUAAUGGAUGAUUUCCAUAAGAAAAUGUUAGAAUUGCAAAAGAAACGUUCUCUGUGUGGCAAUAAAAUAUCGGCCAAUGUUGAGACCCUCGAAAAGGCUCAACAUUUUGUCAACAACCAGUUGGAGGGCUCAUCCAUUUUAAAACAGGCUUUUCUUGAGAAAGAUGCCAAUACAUUGGAGGAAAAUUGCCAGCUUGUGGAUAAAUUGACCAGUGACAUAGAAUUUUGCAUAGAUCAGAGUGUAGCUAAAUGUUCCACCAUUAACAUACAAGUAGACAACAAAGUGCAAGAGACCACUAAGCUUGUUGACACCAAACUAGAUAACGAUACCGUCCGCCAUGACCAAUUGAAGGGCACCAUGGAACAAUAUGUGUCACAGGUUAAACGCAUUUGCUUAGAGAAUAGUGGAGAACACAAGACCAAAACCGAUGGUAUUCAAGAAACCAUUGAUGCUGACACAAGUCGUAUACGUCGUCACUUAACAUCUGCGAAAAGUUUCAAUUCGAGUUUGGAACAAUAUUUGAAGAAUUAUACAAAGGAGUAUAAAACUCAAAGACAAAUAAGCUCCGAUGACUUGGAAACCUUCCGCAAGAGUGAACUUAAAACGUAUACCGCCACAGGAGCUACACCAUCGAAAAAAGACUUUAAAUAUCCAAGAGUUUUGGUUUCAACUUCACCACAUACGAAUAUUGUAAAACGUUUCCGACAAGAAAAUGAAUGGUCUGACUUGGACAUGACAAUACCGGUGGAUGAGGAAAGUGAACCAGAAGAUUCCAUGCAGUCCAUAUCGGAUACGGAGACAUUAUUGAAUUCAACACCCGUUGAAGCCGAAGAAAUACAACGCAUGCGUGUCUCCUAUGUUACUCAGAGGAAAUCCGAUAGAAAUUCCAAUUCAUUAAAGGUGCCACAGCAGAAUGGACGUCCAGGAUCAUUGUCUGGUGGAAGUUCGCCGCGAAAGCCUUCUUCGAGAACAAAUUCACCAGCAUUCAUAAAGGAAAACAAAGAAAAUAUAGUGUAAAUGAAAGGCAACUAAUUAUAAGAAAAAUUUUAAAAUUUCUUUACUAGCUAUUUUUAAAUUAACUUUUUGUUUUUGUUUUAGAGUUUCUUAAACUAUUUUAUAUGUAUUUGCAAUUGAUUUUAUAUUCAGACUCGUAUGACAUG